Molecule: messenger RNA, 2981 nt
Organism: Arachis stenosperma
Lineage: Eukaryota; Viridiplantae; Streptophyta; Magnoliopsida; Fabales; Fabaceae
Exons: 9
Coding region: 1535-2710 (391 amino acids)
Source: RefSeq, a predicted model, not a curated record
UGAAUACAUUAUGGUGUAGUUAAGGACGAGGGUGGUGGCUUAGUAUGGCUUAAUAAAUUUAGUUGUGUUAUGUAUGGCAUUGUAGACUAGCUAAUUCUGUUGUAAGUUUGUGUUGGUGUUGAAUUAAUUAUUGAAAUUAGAGUUAUGUUGUAGUAGUAUUUGUGCUAAUAUUCUACUAUGAACCUGGCGAUAGUGAGUACAUUUUUUGUUUAGUAAUGAGUACUUUAAAAUUUGUCUUAUGCUCUUGACAAAGGGUUAAAGUAUGCUUCAUUGAAAAGGCUGUUUUGAGGAUAUGAGUGAAUCAGACUUUGGAAGCAUGUUUGUAUUUGUAGUGGGAGGCAACCUCAUUGAAUGCAUUUGGCCUUUUCUGUGAAAUAUAAAGGGAUCCUGUUUUGUGUCAUUGUCUCAGGGAUUUUAUUAUAACUUGAAUUAUGUUACAGUACUUUUGUCAUUGCGGUGACACAAGCAAAUUUGGCAUAACAUAUGAUGUUUUCAGGUCAAUAACUUUAUGUGGUACUUGAAUUAAGAUUCAACUAAGAAUGAUUUCAAUAAUAUUUACACAGGCUUAAAUUCUAAUAAAGGCUAAUACACAGUACUUUUUAGGAUGUAGACUUAAACCUCACAAUUAACUAUAACAAGUUGGAAUAAUAAAAUUCUAAAUGGAUUUUCUACUUGUAAAUUUACCUAUUAAGGAUGGCUAGGUAAAGCACCAAUAAGUAAUGGUUAAUAAGAAAAUGACAGCUACGUUAACAGAUCUACGUGGAAGCUUAGUUCCCCAUAAUAGUAGAGGACUUUUAGGCAGCAAAUCUUGUUCUGUUGGCAAUGGUGGAUCGGAGCCAGGGUCGUAGCCAUCAACAAUUGCUGCAUGAGGAACCUUGAACUUAGUGUGGUCUUUAGCAGCACCUUCUAUUAGACUGCCUUGGAGGUGGUCUUCAACUUCCCAUUCAGUUUGAGCUCCCAUGGUUUGGGAGAUGUACUCAGCCCAUGCUAUUCUUGCAUCAUCAAUGUUUCUGAAGGAUUGGUAUGAGUUACCACUAAACCCAUCAACUUGUGCAUGGCAUGCCGGCCAAGUUGUAUAAAUUUCUGGGUUUUUCCCACGAAAAAUCACAUAGACUUUCUUGUUUUGUCUCACCAUGAUGGGUAAAGAUAUGAUGCAAAUUGUUUGUGGAAUUGUCUUCCUUGGUGGACUUUUCGUUCUUAUAAAGGAUAAUGAAGGGUGUAGUUAGGUGGAAUAGUUAAUGAGACCAUUUAAUUCUUUCAUGGUAUGACAAAUAUUUAAAUAAAUAUCUUAAGGCUCCUCAUAAAGCUGUUAUGAAUUAAGAAAAAGUUUGUCUGUUUGAUACAGUCCAUGGACAUAGGUUACCCAGGGAGGUCUGCUCUGGCUUUUUUUGUCUGCAUAUGGAGACAAAAGAUGUUAACAACAAAGUAUACUUUGGCGGAAAAAUAUAUGGUGGGAAAAUCAUGUUAUAUAUACUAUAACAUAAACCUCUGGUAUUGCAACCUUCAUUAUUUCAUAAUCUUGUGAUAGUUGCACAUGCAAACGUUGAAGAGGUGCAUGGCCGCUCCUAAUAGGUCUCCUGAGUAUUCACUUCAUGGAAAGGUAUCUUCGAAGAGUGAUGGAGAUGGCAGCGGCCUUCUAUUGUCGUCACAGCUACAUGAAGACAUGUCCGAAUACAUUCUUGACAGUCCUCUCCCGAAUGUUCCAAGAAAUCCAACACAGUGGGGUGUUAAUGCUAGUGACAUCGCUAACUUGACUGCUCCCGACUCCGACAAGGAUGAACGAGGCGGGCAAUUAACAGCUCCCAUGAGAAAGAAUAGAAGGCUAUUUGAUACACCAAGGGGAACUGCAUCAGCCCCUGCCAAGCGUUCCAGAGGAGCUUCUUGUUCUAAAGUGACUCGAAAGAGUACGAAGAUGACUUUCAAGCCUCAUCAUGAUAUGGACCUUAAUCGGGCUGAUACUGUGCUAUUCAAGUUUUUGUUUUCUGAUGGGCACCCUUUAGAAGAGACCCUAGUUAGGAUGCGCGAAUAUCGCCUGACCAGACGUCAAAUUCAAUCUCUCGUGCCCGGCCGUGAGAUUGAUGCCAGGGUUGUUGAAAUGGUUGCGAUGCGGAAUGCAUGCUCGAUACAACACCUGAGACAUGCACACUACUGGAAUCUUCCUCCCAAAUUUGCUGAUGAUGUGAUCCGAGGUGUAUCAACAGAGGAGCUCCUUGAAAGAUAUGUCCCAUUUUGGGUCAAACCAAGCAGAUAUCUUGAUCAUAUAUUUGUUCUCGUAGAAGACAUCUUCAUGCACUGGUGGUGUAUGGUCAUUGACUUCCCUAACCAAUGUGCUUACUUAUUGGACUCGUGGCCAGAGCCAAACAUGGUCACUGAUAGGGAGAAACUUAUGCGGACAAUGCUAGGGAGGCUUCAUGAGGUGAUGACUUCUCCAGCUUAUGGACCUGCUACAGUUUACACUCCUAGCAAGCUUCCUGACUGGCCAAUUCGUAGAGGCCAAGGAAUCCCCAAAUGCAAUACAAGUAACAACUCUGCUUCUUGGGUGAUAUCAUGGCUACACCCUGAGAGAAAUUUCAACCCAUUACAAAUAAGUGGAGUGCUUGAUGAUUAUAUUCUGCGUGGGAAUACUGCUGUUUUGCUUGCUGGAGGAACAUUCAAUGCAAUUGGAAAUUUGGUGAGGAUUUGGGCUGCAGAUUGGCACGGAGGUGUAUAGGAAGGAGCAUACAUUGAUAUCGUUACCAAGUUUUUUACAGUCGUGAUUUCAGAUGGACUAAAUUUAUAGUUCACUCCAUGGGAUGUGAUAAGUCCAUGGCCUAAAUAAGCUCCUUUGGGUAUGAAACAUGACCCAAAGUUGGCAGCAAUGUUUAGAAUUUAUUAACUAUUUCGUAUUGUUUUGUGUGGUUUGUAACCGUAAUAUUUUAUGCAAUGAUGGUGGUUGUAUUGGUAUUAAAUUUAUCCGAAAACUUAGUUAUAAUUAUUAAUUA